This is a messenger RNA of Hydractinia symbiolongicarpus, 1749 nucleotides long. RefSeq lists its product as uncharacterized. Lineage: Eukaryota; Metazoa; Cnidaria; Hydrozoa; Anthoathecata; Hydractiniidae. The transcript has 4 exons. The record is from RefSeq and is a predicted model, not a curated record. Bases 1 to 1749 code for a protein of 582 amino acids.
AUGGUUGGUGGAAUACGUAGGAUACACAACAUCAAGCAUCCUAUGCGAACUCUGAAGUGCCGUAAUUACACUAACUACGUUCCUGAAAAUCUUUUUAAUGACGUCUCCGAAAUUGACUGGCGCCCUGUAUACGACGCCAGUGAUGUAAAUUCUGCAGUUACCAAGGCUCGCAAAUCAGGUAAAACAGAAGAUGCAGAGAAAUAUAAAAAGAUUAGAAAUAGUUGCAAUAAUAACAUAGUGAAAGCAAAGGCUAACCACCAGCGUGAUCUUAUUAACGAAAAUCUGUCAAAUCCAAGAAAGUUUUGGAAUGCAAUAAAAUCAGUAUUCCCAAGCAAACCGAAAAAAGUGUGUCAAAUGUCAAAAGAUGGUGAAAGCAGAAGUAAAGUAAGCAACUUCAGCAAGUUUUUUAGUACACCUGUUCACUCUCUUAAAUCCAAGUCAAUUCAACUUAUGAAUUUUACAUGGAGAUACGUACCACUUUUUUCUUUACGAACAAAUAAAAUUUUCAUGACAGGUUAUAUUUCUAAGAUUUUUGUAGAGAAAGAACUCCGAUCACUCAAACGAAAUAAAACAACCGGUAUAGACGAGUUACCACCCGGAAUGUUAAAAGACUGUGCUAUUUUAAUUUCAAAACCUCUGAGUCACAUAAUAAACCUUUCGAUAAACACCUCAACUGUACCAUCAGCCUGGAAAGUUGCGAAGGUUGCACCUAUAUUUAAAUCUGGGGAUUCUUCUCUUCCCGAAAACUAUCGCCCGAUUUCAAUUUUACCGGUGCUAUCUAAAAUUCUUGAGAAGGCUAUUCAUAACGAACUCAUGAAAAUUCGUCGCGAAAUAGAUGGCGGUAAGUUAGUUGGAGCAGUAUAUAUAGAUUUAUCGAAAGCCUUUGAUACGAUCGGACACUCAUUAUUAUUAAACAAGCUACGCACGUACGGAAUUAAAGACCAUAUCUCAAAUUCUAAAGUUAUAAUGUACGCAGAUGAAACCGUCAUAUACGUUGCUCAUAAAGAUGUUACUAGAAUGGAACAACUUCUCAAUCAAGACCUUGAGAGACUAUCAGUAUAUUUCCGUGAAAAUGAGUUAAUUAUAAAUUUAAAAAAAGGGAAAACUGAAGUCAUGUUGUUCGGAACGGCUAAACGCUUGAAAGCACAUGACAAGGCUCUACAAGUUGUAUAUCAAGAAAAUCCGGUAAAUUUCGUUUCUCAGUAUAAGUAUCUGAGAACAGUAAUCGACAGCAAGUUAAUGCUUAAUGACAACUUCGACCGAUCAUAUAAAAGCGCUAGCAGCCGUUUACGCCCACUACAAAGAUUACGACCGUGCCUUACCGCUGAAGGCGCACACAAUGUUUUCUCGAUGAUGAUUGUACCUUUAAUUACUUAUAGUAGUGCAUUGAGAAUACCUAUCACAAAUACACAGCUCAACAAAUUAAAAUCGCUUGAGAACCGUGUUUCAUCGAUUGUCCGGAGUGAUAAUAUUCCAUCCAUCACAGGACUCGUCAACCGUAAUAUUUGUGUACUCGUUAAAAAGUGUCUACUAAAUGAACUAACAUCUGAACAUUUUGACAAUUAUUUUGUCAGCCAACAACAUGACAAUAACACACGAAAUAACGGCUGCAUUGUCAGGUUACCUCGGGUCAAACUAGAAAUACUUCUCUUAAUAGACGAUACCAGCUAUUGGGCGAUGUGCACUCUCAGCGGCUAUCUUAGUCACUGUGCCGUCCAGUCUGCUUCAAGUUUAGCUAAGUGGGAUUAA